Molecule: messenger RNA, 275 nt
Organism: Prorocentrum cordatum
Lineage: Eukaryota; Dinophyceae; Prorocentrales; Prorocentraceae
Source: the annotation of a GenBank genome assembly
GCGGCAACAAUGACAAGCUGCAGAGACAGCUUGACGCCCUUCAGAAGAAGUACGACAAGCUGGCGUCCUCUACGGCCUCCACAGCAGCCCCAGCAGGCGGUGCUGGAGAUGAGCCCAAGGAGGACGCCAAAGAAAAGCAGAUUCGUGACAGUAUCAAAAACCUCGAGACCGCCAUCAAGGCUGUGGGUAAGCUCAGCGACGGUGGCGGCGCGGCCAAGGCCUCCCUGGAGACGCAGCUUCAGGAGGCCAGGAAGGCCCUCUCGGAGUGCAAGCCG